Molecule: messenger RNA, 5678 nt
Organism: Thunnus maccoyii (southern bluefin tuna)
Lineage: Eukaryota; Metazoa; Chordata; Actinopteri; Scombriformes; Scombridae
Exons: 2
Coding region: 555-1319 (254 amino acids)
Biological process (GO): regulation of transcription by RNA polymerase II
Molecular function (GO): DNA-binding transcription factor activity, RNA polymerase II-specific; RNA polymerase II cis-regulatory region sequence-specific DNA binding
Source: RefSeq, a predicted model, not a curated record
UUAGGUGUCAUAUAAUAGAAGUAAACGUCUAGGUGCUAGAUUGUACAUUUGUGUUUGGUAAUAAAAUUUGUGAUUUUAUGUAAGACAACAAGUUAAAUGUGUGACUUAUCGAAUCAAUAAUGCACUUAUUAUAACUAAAAAAUAUAGAAAACCUGGUGACUUUUUACACUAAUUCAAACACAUAAACAUCCGAAUACAUUUUGAACCGAUAGACCGUGAACGCAUCCUUAGUCCGGGCCAGGGGGCGUAGGUUUGACCGGCUUCUCGGAGGCUCAGACACAAUGAACCGUCAGACAGUGAGGGGCACGCAUGUUGGGCUGGAGGUAUUAGCACGGUUUUAGCACAUUAUUACUCCCAAAUUGUGCCUUUUCUUUGAUUUACUUGACAUUUUUGAAACUGUUGAUACACUGUAUGGCGGUAACAAGGCUCAGUUGGGAACGGUUGCGUCGUCGAGUUUGACGAAAACGAGGUCGGGAUCAGACUAACGUUAGCCCCUCCUGGCGGAUUUUUUUCGUUAUUUUAAGGCUAAACUAACUAAAACUAGACAGAUAACAAUGUCGUGGACUGCUUCAUCUGAUUAUUUCGCUGCCGAGUGUCUGGUAUCGAUAUCUAGCGGUCCUGUGCUGCACAGACCCACCCCGGUCGCCCCCGCCAGCCAGUCGGCCACGGUGGGCCUGCUCCCCGGGGAGCCCGACGGGUCGAGCGAGGACAGGGAGGUGCGGGAGACUCUGCGGCUGGAGGGGGCGAACAUGAUGGCGGUGGCCGGUAUCCUCACCGACCUGCACGGCAAGUUCCGCCCGAUGUCGGCCUACUCGGAGAGCAGCAACUCCUCGUGUGGUGGGGAGAGCGGUUACACCACGUUGUCCGACCCGACUACCCCAACCAUGACCCCCUCCGCCACCCCGGUCCCCGGACAGCAGCAGCAACAGCAGCAGCUGAGGGGGGGAGGAGGAGGAGGAGGAGGCGUGGGGGCCCCGCGGUCCCCGGUGAAGCGACAUCAGUGCACGUUUGACGGAUGCGACAGAGUUUACGGGAAGUCGUCCCACCUGAAGGCGCACAUCCGGACACACACAGGUGAGAGGCCUUUCCCAUGCACCUGGCCCGACUGUGAGAAGAAGUUCGCCCGCUCCGAUGAGCUGGCCCGUCACACCCGCACCCACACAGGGGAGAAACGCUUCCUGUGCCCAUUGUGCGAUAAACGCUUCAUGCGAAGUGACCAUCUGAUUAAGCACGCCCGCCGCCAUCCUGACUUCCAGCCCUCCAUGUUGGGACGCAGCAAGGGCACAUCCUCCUCUCCCAGCCCAGCCAUACACCAUUAAGAUGGUCUGGCUCGGGGGGCAGGGUUUCCUGCGUACUGGGGUCGACAGGAGCACAGAAGGUCAUAGUGGUUUCAAGUUAACCAGCUACAAUCAGAUCCACUGAUUAGGAUUUAGCAUUGCUGUGUUGUACUCUACAAUGUGCACAUACACACACGUACACAAGCCAACACACACAGAGCUGGAUGUGAGGGGGAAGUAGCCUCAUCUCUCCAUCCACACAGAUGAGUCAUGUGACCACUAUCCACCUGCUCAACAUAACUAGGGUUGGGUACUGAAAACCGGUACUGAAUUGGAACCGGCUCCGAAUCCAUAAGAACUGCGGAUUUGAUAAGAAAUGUGCUUUUCGAUUCCACUUAUCGAUUCCUGAAUGUAAGGUUUGGAUGUAUUGCACUUCCAUUUAACAUCAACAAUUACACGUGUAUCAAAGCGCGUGUGAAGUGUUUACAAUAUGGCGGAUUGGACCUAGCUUUCUAAAGUAUGGCUAAGCUUCACAAAAAAAUAGUAAUAAUACAGUGAAAUGUAAUCACUGCAUCAGUAAAUAUGCGUCAGGGAGGAAAGUCUGGCUAACUUGGCAAUAUAUUUACUACAGAAUGGUAUUAUAAUGCAGUAUUUUUAUGUCCAAGGUCUGAAAAUUUCUUUACAGAUAAAAUAACCAGUCUGUUUUUGGUAAAUCUGCUGAAUGAAAUACCUGACAAACAAAGGUAUUUCACCACAUUGAUGUAAAAGUCCUGUAAAACCAAUAUUGCCGUAAAGCAGUCCUGCUCACUGAUUUGAAACGAUGCCUAAUACAACCACGUAUAAGGCCAGAGAGCGAAAACGAAUGUAAAACGGCAUCCAUUCUUCUUUUAAAUGACACAACAGAGAAUAUUAAUAUUUUUCUUUAUCUUAUAACCAAAAAGAAUUGCAGCAUACCUUGUCAUUUGUGACAGAUGUUUACAGUAGAACAAAUCUACUGAAAAUAAAUGUGGUUUUUGUUUUCAACACAUUUUGGUUUCUGUUCUCACUCAGGAUUCGAUAAGAGUUGGAAUCAACAAGCAGAUUUGAAUUGAUAAAACUGACCCAACCCUAAACAUAACCUCGUUUUCUCAAACUGAAAACACUUUCACAAAUUGCAGGGAUUUUUCACGUUUUCUGUAAAAAUCAGCACACCCAUCAUCAGCCAAAACUCCUCAGUUCUUGUGGUUAAUUUGUAGAUUGUUGUUGAGUACCAUUUAUUUACCAUGAGUAGCACAAUAUUGUGAUGUUAGGUAGCGAGGCAGUGACUAGAAGCUUUUUUUUAGCUUUCUUUGGUUUUUUUUUUUUUUUUUUAGCUUUGCAGAUUCCAUAUUCUUCAAGUUUUAGUGGUGACACAUUCCUUCAUUUUUUUAUUGCAUUAGUAAACAUCAUCAUUGAGGCGAUAUUUGUCGAUUUUUUUCUUGUAUAUCCAAUAUAACUAUAGAUCAAAUAUUAAUUUUGCCAGAAAGUGGAUCAAGCUUCACUGUAGAAGAGCUGUUUGCACGCCAUCCUUAAGUCUAGAUCAGUUAUCACUCAUGAAAUGCUGACAUAUAAUACACAGUACUAUUAUGUCUAAUACUGAUGCAAAUGUAUAUAAGCUUUAAGCUUUUAAUGUAGAGAAAAAUCGUAAUGCUACUAGCAGCAGAAUUAAUACUGAAUUGUAGUCCUUAUAUUAGGGGUAACAGUAUACGCUUGAUAGGAUGGCAUUGCCUGUGAGUGUCGGUGUGUAUGUUUGUUUUUUUUAGUAUGCGUUUUUGUUAGCGACAGAACUUGGAAAAGUGUGUAUGUGAUAUCAAAAAUAUUUGGGGGAAAAAAAGAUGACACAAGCUUGAUUUUCAGCCUGCUGCCUUCAGAGUAAAAACUCGCUCACUCUUCAGGGGUGUGGAGCUUGACAGCAGAGCGCAUUUCAGCAUCUUUUACACAGUUUCAGCAGCAGAGAAACCAGAGUCUUACAUGAAGCGUUCAUGUGAUAGUGCUGAGUAAUAAAAAUAAUUCCAAUUAUAUCAAUCAUAAUCAUUAUGGGUAAAAAUAUUCGAGUAAACAGAACAUUGUCAGCCUGCUGCUAUUCAUGAAAGCUAAUACCAGUGGACAUUUUAUUUUAGUGGAUAUUUAUGACCUUUUGUAGCAGGAAAAACAGGUGUAACUAAUAACAUUAACGAUGGUUGUAUUCUAUGUUGGCGUGUCAUUGAACCAACAUGCACAAUAUCAGGCCGCUGUCACUCCUAAGUAGAACGCAGCCAUUAAUAAUGUUAUUAGUUAAACCUGUGUGAAAAUCAAAACGUCUGCUGUGAUAAAUAUGUCACUAUUUUGGUGGAAGUUUUGAACAUUUCAGCAAUCUGGCACCCAAAUAUUCCUAUCUUGCCAGAAAAAAAAAGUAACAGUCAUGUAUUUCAGGAAGAAUCACUCAAAAAGAUAACAUUGAAAUCAAGCAAACCUCAAGUAAUUUAGAUAUUUAACAUCUAUUCGAGUACAUACAGUAUCCAGGUCUGAUUCUAGAGAGGUUGAAUCUUUUUUUUUAAUGUUUCCACACUGUUUGUCCAGCUCAUGGACAUAUUCCUUUAUCUCAGUGAACAACACUUCUUCAGGAAACUCUGAAAGCCUUAAACUAUGUCAUAACUACUUUGCACCAUGUUUACAGUUGGAUCAUUGUAUAGGUAUAUAUGGAGCCUCUUGCAGGCUCAUUACAGAUACUCAUUAUGCAAUAUGGCACUUUUUUCUUACAGGUGUAUUCGGCUAAAUAGUGUAAUGGCUUGCACUGUUACUAUACUUCUCCAAGUGAGCACUGUGGAACUUUGCUAAUGUGUUGAUAACCAAUGGUUUGUAAAACUGCCUUUUGUCCAAGUGCUUUAGAAAGUGUGAUAAAAAGAACUGGCUAGUUGUUGAUUUGAAUUCGUUCUUGUUGAUUUUAGUGUUUGCUUAGUCAUCCAGGCCAUCUGUUGUUGUGGAAUUUGUGUAUUUUUUUUUAUUAUUAUUAUUUUUCCAGACGGAACACAAUUCAACGCUGUUCCCACAUCUGUUGACAUUGUUUCAUCCACACUAAGAUCGAAGAGAACGACUGCAGAUGUCUUCCUCAUUUAUAUGUCAAACCACCAGUAGUCCAUCUUCAUAUAUCUUUUCACUGUUGGGUAUUUUAAUGGGAGCUGUACUCAUCCGAGUGAAUGCAAUGCUUUGAAAUUUGUACCGGUUCCUCUCCAGAGGUCUGAUCUGUUGACAGUUUUUGGUUGCUGCUGGCAGUAACCUUGAACGCAUGGACUGUUUAACAAAUGAACUCACACAAUGUACCUGUUUUCUACGUUUUCAAAUGGAAAUCUUUUCCUUCCAUCUCUUCUCACAAAUGGAAGUGUCUUCUCACACAGACUCUUUCCGGGUCUCAAAGCUAUAAUAUCACAAUAAGAACAUACCUCACACUUUUUUCCCGCGGUGUCUGUACAAAAUCCAUCCAAACCUGUCUUUCAGAAAUUCUUAUAAAGCCAUUGAGCCUUGGAUUUCAGAAAUAUGUAAUUAUCAGCUGCACCUAGAUGGUCUGUUAUGUACCCUUGUCCUUAUCUUGUCUUUAUGCAACAUCACUACUACCUGUGUAACAGAAUUCCUUUCCCCUGCCUCAAUGAAGUUCUGUUGUUAAUAGAUGGUGGUAAAUGAAUCUACUGGAUAAAUCUUGCACCAACAGCCCCUGUCUUUAAAUUCCAGCAGGACUUGGUCACCAAGGGAAAGAGUCUCUGCUGGAUGGGACAGAGGCUUUAAAAGGGGUAUUGAAAUGUAAAGCAAAAAUGUAAAGAUAUGUAAAGGUUGUCACUUCACUGCAGAUAUCGAUUGAAAGAGCUCAGUCCAAAUCUAUUUGUUCAUAUCACUGAAUGUGGCUUGAUGACAGACGAGCAUUAUCCACUUUGGAUUUAAUUUUUAUUGCGCUGCCUCGCUGAGAAAAAUGGCGAUAAUUUCUCUUGUCACCACACUAAUUCAGAUAUGCACAUUGUACAGAAACGGAUGUUUUUUAAAUUGAUGCCUAAUUUUUACAUUAAUGUAAUUUUUUAAUCCUCUUAUCAAAGCUUUAGUUAAGGAAAAUAGGAGGAACUGUGGAACUAAAUAAUUGCUGCAACAAGCUGUUUUGAUAUUUAUAUUCUCAGGUGUCUUAAAUUUUGAGCAUUGGGAGUUUCAAUAUUUCCUGUGCAACACCGAAGUACAAGCAUGUUUUAUUUUCUUUUGUUAUGCUGAUUAAUUUAUUACAAAAAAACGUAUCAUUUGUGUGGUUUAAUUAUUCUUUUCAUAACUCAUUUUGUGAUAUGGAACAGUACUAAUAUUAAAUGGUUCCAUUGUUUGCUUGACAUGAAAAUACCAGUGCUUUUUGAAAAAUAAAAAUCCUUAAGUUGG